UCUUAGUAAAGUUAAGCACACAGGCUCAUACACAGGCACAUACCUACCUAAAUACAUACCUAAGGUAGCGAACGGGCAGUGAGUUGUAACAAAAUACAUGUACCUAAGUCAACCCUUUUUUUUUAUUCGACUUGUUCAGUGUCUAAAAACUGAGCCCCGCCUUCAACUUUCUAAUCAACCUUCGAUUUUCUCAUUCCCUUCCCCCUCCUCCCCAACCAAACUUUGAAUUGAAAUUUCUCUACUAGUCCUACUUCCGAUUCGAAGCAUGAUGUGAGAUUAACAAACUGUGGUAUUUGGUAUUGAAACGAUGGAUAGGGAUAUCACUGGUGUCGAAUCGUGGAGACGAACUCGCCUCGGAAACGAACCGAUUUAUUGUGCUGCACCACCGCCGUCGGACCCUGACGACAUUAUCUGCCUAGGCUCAGAUGAAGAACUCGACGAUGCCGAAAAAAUCGCCAAGAGGUUAAGGUAUGAGGCGCAAGCACUACGAUACUUACAGGGAAAGCCUGUUCGAAUUAUGUCCGCAUCUCUACAUGGUCCCUUCGACGAAGCUUCCGGCUGGAAGAACCCAUGGCUCCCGAAGCAACCUGCAGUCAAGAAAUCCGUUGUCAAAUCCAAAUAUACGGCCAACUCUACCCCAUCGUUCAAGGAUCGUCUCCUUAAGAGUUCUCAGCGCUUUGAGCAGAAAUAUAAUACCACAUCCGGCACUGAUAGUUCUAUGCGUUGUCAUUUACCUAGCCCCGAAAGUAACCGCGAGUUACAGUUCUCCGGCCAUUCGUUGGAGACCGAGAAGCAGAGUCGGAUACAGGCGUGGACGAAGGAGGUAUCAAGAAAUACUAUAUUAGAGAGAGAUGAGUUUUGGGCACCUAAUCAAGUAGUCUGUGACGACAACGGCGAGCCUAGAAAGAAACGACCUAUUGGGCAAGAAUGGUUAAGGAAGACAUCAAAACGAAAGAAGCUGAGCAGUUCACAAAACACCAACACAAAAUUUACGCCCACACCCCUAUUAUCGACGCAGGCACCGAUCCGAAGUACCUCAGUUCCUCUAAGCAUACACUGUCCUGAAACUACGGGUUUCUCAAAGUUGAAGGCUAACCACAGCUUUGAAUUGGCUACUCCAUCAUCUACGAUUAGCCGAAAGUGUCCAGAACUAAAGCGCGGAAGAGAGAUUGAGGUUACUACGCAAGGCGAGACGACGCCGCUAGGGGGCAAUUUCUCUAGUGGUGCUCAACUAAGUGCCAAGGACAUAAUAGUGCAGCCUACUGGCACAAAGAUUGCCUUUACUACGCACGACUGCUCACUCAUGAAAGCCAAGGAAUGCGGGUCCAUUUCGGAUCCUGAAAGAACAACUCGUUCAAACGAGUCCCCUGUGAAUCUAAGCAAGCAAGACACUUCAAUACGCGAAGGAGCAGAAGAGGAUUCUACUUUCGAGAGUUACGUAGACCAAAGUUUUCACUAUCGAGCACGGCCCCCAAAGGAGUCGACUCCCAUAGCUGGUCCGGUCUCAGUCGCGAGUAUUCAUUCUAAGCUGACUCAGACUGGAACAACCGAAACUCCGAAAGACGAAGAUGUGGCGGCUGUUACCAUUCCCAGAAAUCUAUCCCCCCUACCACAGGCUACUGUGUCGUACCAUUGUGUUAGCAUGGGACCGAUAGCUAUAGCUCAAGCGUCUGUGCAUUUACUAGAGUCAAUGUAUAGCCGUGAGGAAGAUGACGACGACAUUCAAAAAUAUCAAUGCCAGAUCGCAUCGUCAGCACUAAAAGACGAAAUUCUCAGGGACCAAACCAUCAACGGUGAUGUUGAAGAACCACAUAAGUGCAACGAAACCAUUGGUUAUGUAGUCUCAACAGAGCCUGGGCUUUAUGAUGAUCCAAAAAUGGUUGACGAGAAUCUCCGUCUACUGCGAACCUCCGCAACUGGCAUGUCAAUCCUGGCGGAGACUGCCAACGCUCUUCACCCAGAGAAUACGGCCACAGAAUACAACGUCCCAGACGUGGUAAUUCACACCUCGCACGUAUCACAUAUAGUAUUUGAUGCAGAAAGGAAAAGAAGCGUCGACAGCCUCGAAAGCCCUGCGGUCUUCAAAACCCAUCCGACCGAUUUUGCAUUAUUGAUAGAUGAGGGGUCUACCUUAACCAAUGAUCCAAUAAAUUUUAAUCGGGCCACACCAAUCGAGACCACUGAUUUGCUUACACUCAACCACGUAUCUAACAACGCAGAUGCCAGGGCAGAAGCACACGACCCAACAGGGAAUUUAGUAGGAAUAACACGAAGAACAGAAUCGGAUAGCGAAUCCGACCCAGUCACAGUACCACUACCACAAUUGGAAUGGAGCAUUGGUGACGAUAAGCCGAAUAUCCCAAUUGCCAACGUUGAAGAGGCUCUCGAGAAAGACACUCCGGCCGAGACCGCUAUGUUAGAUCGUCCUUCAUCCGUAGACCUAACAGUCAAGCACAUUAAGCUGGAGCCCGUUGAAAGUGGGCCCUCAUACCGUCAUCAUCCAUACCAGACGGUGUUGCCAGGCUCUCAAACCAAGGACCAUGAAGUAUCUUGGGCCAACCCAUUACAGCAGAACCCCUGGGCUAAGGAGAUCUUGGACCCCGCGAAACCAGAUAGGCGAGAUUUGUAUUCUAGGAUGGUUGGAGAGAACAUACCGACAAACAUACUACAGCAGACAGUGACAUCUGCGGAGUGUCAAAAUCACUGGCCUACAACAGAUAUAGACAUGAUGACUCCUUCUGAACGCCCGCCUGCCUCGCCUACACCACCAAGUUUUGAUAAUAAUCCACUGUUUCCACACCCUCAACCUCGCAUGUUAGCUCAGGAACCAGAUAAUCGGCUCUCGGAACAUAGAGUGAAUACUCCUACUACACCUCCGCGAGGGACCUUACCUCACGUGCGUACCCCUGAUCUCGAAAGUUCAAUCAAGCCAUUCUCUUUAUUCAAUACGCCAUCUCCGAAACGUCGACGAAAGAACUCUACACACCCAUCCACCGGUCGUACCGUCGGAAUCUUAUCAAAUGCCGCGUAUUCAAACCCGCGGGAUAUCUCAAGGGGCCAGCGACGAGUGUCAUUCGCCCCGUUACCAAACGAAGACAACAUGGACACUUCACCGGUAUUCAGCACCACAAGAGCCGCAUCACCUCCACCACGGAUACUCGUCAAUGCUGGGGAUGAGGAUGUCGACAACCAAUUUCAGGGACACUUUGAUGCCAUGAAGCUACGUGCCAGUAGCAGGAAUGUCCGACUUCGACUGCAGCCGCGUCUACUCCCGAGCCCCUCGCAGCAAAAGCCUGCAAGCCCGCAUAUUGGCGCAAUGGCAGAGGCUUUCCGAGGGGCGGAUGCUUAUGCGGCCUGUGGGCGUGAAGGUCUCGUUGAAACCCAGGAUAAAGAUGGUGAAGAUAUAGUUGAAGAUGUGGCUGAUAUAAAGCAAUCACCGUGGCGAAAAGAGAGCCAGGGCAUAGAUCACGUUGCGGACGUCAUGGAGAACUUGGAUGAUUUUCUCAACGCUUGGGACGUAAAUGUCGAGCUUCAGAAGGCGAGACAAGAAUCGGGAAGCAGAGACAGUUUUGAUGGAGACGCCCUAUGGUAAGGACAAAUAUAUGGUUGCAUGAUAUGGAAGGGCAAUGAUGGCAUGGGACCAAGUAAUAGGAGUUGUAUCGAUACCCUACAGUGCAUAUUGCUUUCAAGCAUGGUUAGGUGUUUAGUCGGCUACGGUCAGGCAAACGGCGUGGUUCCGGAAUAUCUUAGGGGCGGAGAUUUGUCACGAGGCUUUGCUUAGGUACCUUGUGAAGACAUAUUUGAUGUCUACCUAUUCAUCGUCACACAAGACUGAGUUUAUGUGUGAUCUCACCGAAAGCUUUAUUCUAGCUAUGAGCAUACCUAUUAAUCGAUAUAAGAGAGACUAUUAUUCAAUGCGUUGAAAACAGAUUCAUCACAUCUAAGACCUGAGGUAAACUUAUCUAAGAUAACUACUCUGGUUACUUUAUCGUAUCUCUCGAGGGCCCGGUUCUCC
Molecule: messenger RNA, 4015 nt
Organism: Daldinia caldariorum
Lineage: Eukaryota; Fungi; Ascomycota; Sordariomycetes; Xylariales; Hypoxylaceae
Exons: 1
Coding region: 308-3592 (1094 amino acids)
Source: RefSeq, a predicted model, not a curated record